Molecule: messenger RNA, 3885 nt
Organism: Camelina sativa (false flax)
Lineage: Eukaryota; Viridiplantae; Streptophyta; Magnoliopsida; Brassicales; Brassicaceae
Source: RefSeq, a predicted model, not a curated record
UAAGGAGAAGAUCGAAACAAAGAUAUAUUGUUAACCUAUAUCGCUCUCUCCGCGUCAAUUCUCUUCUUCGACCGAUAUUGUUCUCAAAGUAGUGAGAUUUUUGAUUAAGCUAGCUCUCUUCGUUCCUCGUACCUCGAGAGUGGAAUCUGUUUUGAAACCCUAAUUUCGAUGGGAACUCCGGAAUUUCCAGAUCUGGGGAAACACUGCGCCGUCAAUGUUUGCAAGCAGCUCGAUUUCUUGCCGUUCACAUGCGAUCGCUGCCUCCAGGUGCUUUGUCUGGAUCAUCGUAGCUAUAUGAGACACGAUUGUCCAAAAGGAAACAGAGGAGAUGUCACAGUGGUUGUUUGUCCGUUUUGUGCGACAGGAGUUCGGUUAAACCCCGACGAAGUUCCAAACAUAGCUUGGGAGGAACAUCUUAAUUCAGUUUGUGAUGAUCCCUCAAAUGUUAACAAGAAGAAGAAGAAGAAGAAGACGAAAUGUCCUGUUCCAAAGUGCGGAGCAGUCUUGACAUUCUCUUGUACCAUAAAAUGUCGGGACUGCAGCAUAGAUCAUUGCUUGAAACAUCGGUUUGGACCUGAUCAUUUUUGUCCUGGACCGAAGAAGUCUGAUUCGUUUUCCACGAGUGAAAGCACGAAAGUAGCUACAAGUGCUCCUGCAUCAUCAUCGUCAUCUUCAAGAUCGUCUAGUCUUUUGGCUUCAGCGGAAGCACUUAUUAGAAAGAAAAGAUGGAAUCCGACCAGGGUAGGUAGAGAUUCUAGAUUGAAUCGGACCAGGGUAGGUAGAGAUUCUGGAUUGGUACGCGUCCCUUGGAUGAUUAGGGAAGGAUUGGUUCUGACCAGGGAAGAAAGCAGGUAGAGAUUAGUCACGAAGAAGCAGCAGCAAAUUUUAAGGAUUUUCAGGCAUGCCAUUCUCUCUGUUUAGUAACCAUUUUGUGUCUUGUGUUUCCGUAAUCUUAAAUACAUUUUUUAUUUCAGGAUGCGUAUCUCAAGACCGCUCGUAGUGAAGGAUGACCGACCACUGCCACAUAGUCAGCCAUUUUGAUACCCGUUGACGUUGCAAAAGAACGAACUCGGUAUUUGGAUUCCGUACAUGCACCAAAGGUCCCUGAAAAGGGUGGUAACACGUUGGACAAGACGAGAGUCUUGAAGGAUAAGAACCUGAAAGGACACUUAGGGAGGGUAUUGUAUUGCCCAACUCUUUAUGAACCUGAGAAAACACUUGAAAAAGGUUUCGACGUACUUCCAAUAUUGAUUUUUCUGAGUGGAGAGCAAACGCCAAUGACCCAGUAGAUAAACAAUGAGAAAUGGCUGAAAUUCGCUUUACUAGCGUCCUUAGUUUCCACAUGUAACCACACAUCGUAAAUUUCAACAUCGGAAUGUCUCGAUUACUCUUAACUGGAAUGUCAAAGAUAAUGACUAAAGGUUCUCGGCUUACAAAUAUGUUCCUCCAGAAAUAUCUAGGGAGAUCAUGAUAUUGCAAGACCGGAAAUGGAUUGAGCCACAUAGACGAUGGGAGCCCUGGCUUUAGGAGUGAGUACGAACCUAGAUAUAAAAGUACUUCUAGUCGAUGGUAUUGAUAUAGACUUACCAUCCCUUUUCUCCCCCAAAUAAGUUCUGUCAUGAUAUGAUGGUGGGCGGAUCUCCAUCCUCCUCCGCACCGGUGAAAUUGCUAGUACUUCCUUUUAGCACUUGUUCUUGUUGUUGGUUCUUUAAAUUCUCACCUCCUGAGGAGGUGGAUCCAUUUCAAGGUUUUCUGGUUUUCGUCGGGACCAGAUUAGAGCUUUGGCACUUAGUAGAGAAACGAAGGUUCAGUAGUUUCCUAGAUGCUGCACCUUGGUUGUCCACGAAACCACCAUUAUGGGCCUUUUCUUUGGGCUCUCUUUUCUUGUUUACCUUCUUUUUAGUUUUUCCUUUAGCCCGGCCCACAUCACUUAACGGAAGAGGGGGACGACUUCGAUUAUCCUCGUCUUCCUUUGUGAGCUCCGUAGGGAUCACUUCCUUGAUUUUGGCUCCAAGUUCUUGAGGUUCUUUGCCCAGCAAAUCAUCUUCCUCCAUAUAUAAAGCGGAUGGAUCCCAGCCCGACGCCACCACCUCUCGGUACGCUUCUGCGUCUUCCUCUGUCCAAUCUAGAUCCACCUUUGCUAGAUCCUCAUUGUUUUUCUCCCAUUCCAUUGCGUCUCUCUCGACAUCGUCGAGAAAGUCCUCAACAUCGUCUUUCUUGGAGUCCACUAUAAUCGGCGAUGGAGACGGCUCUCUAAUGAGAGACUCUCUUCGCUCGACCUCCGAGGGUGGCAUGAUAGGUCUCGGAUCCUCAAUCCGGAUUAAGUUAUUGAAUCUAUCUUCUAGAGGGGUUCUGUGACUUUCUUCCUCUUCCUCCUCCAAGGUUUGUUCAUACCAGCUUUUGUUAAUUUUGAUAACCAGAUCCGGUGGGACAUUUGAUGUGGUGUCCACCGCCGGGGAGUGUGUUUGCGGUUCCACCGAAUCCCUCGAGUCAAAGAGGUUGCUCUCUGAUUUGUUUUUGCAGAUUAAGCCGGAAUGGUCGCUCGCGAGCAUGAUCUGGGGAAAUAACAACUUGUUUUGCUCUGAAUAUCGCAACAUGUGGGUCGGAUAUCGUUGCUUGAGAGUUCGAUGGGGAGGGGUUAUCACGGCGAGGCACCAACGCUAGCUCCUUACCUUCGAAUUCUCCAGUAUGUUUCUCUACACCGAAGGUAUCAUCGUAUCUUCUCUUACGACGGCUACUCUCUUUCGGAGGAAUAGGUGCUCUUUUUUCUGUCAUGUAUCUCGAUGAAUUAGGUCUCACCGUCGGCACUUCUAUCACGUAUUGGAGGUUGUUGUGCCAGUAGAGUUUCCAAAGUUGCGUAGAGUAGGCUCCAACCAGUAGAGAUUGGGAAUACAUUCUGUUUGGGUCCAGAAGGUCAUGGUGUUUGGGAAGGUAUCACCAAUGUGGGGUUCCCAUGAUACGAUUGUACAAUGCCACGUCAAGAGGACUCAAGUUGGUUGCUGAUGACGUGGACAAGAAGAGAGGAAAGACUCUGAUUGUGGACGAGGCGUGGCCGUUAGGGGAUCAGCUUAAAAGAGCUGUGAAGCUCUUCUUCUUCAUUAUGCUGAAUGUUGAAUAUUGUGAAGAUUGGUCAAGCGAUGUGCUUGUGGUUGGAGAGGUGAGCUAGAGAUGUGCUAGUAUCUCUCUUAUGGUGUGUUGGGAGCUGAGCUAGUGAUGUGCUAGUCUCUCUCUGUUCUUAUCAGUUAGUUUUAAUUGUGUGUUCGUGUAAUCAGAGCUUACGGUAUCGUAAAUCUAACAAUGGUGCGAUGAAACUGUGAUCGGAGCUUCAACGCGAUGAAGACGGUGGAGUUUGUGAUCAAUGACGAUGAUGGUUGUAUGGAUACGCCUAUGUUCACCGGAACAGAUCCGUUGCUGUGGAUCUCAAAAGUGGAGAGGCUUUUCAAUCGUGGUUGUUUCUCAGAUGAUGCGAAGCUUGAUCUAGUCUUCUUGUUUUUAGACGGAGUUGCGUUGACAUGGUUUAUGCAGAAGAUUAAUAAAGAGAAAUUUAUGGAAUGGACUGUCUUUAAGCAUAGGUUGUUGGCUCGAUUUGAUCCGGUGAAGAGUUGUUCUUCAUCCGCGAGAGAUUCGUCCUGUGUUCCUGAAUUGGUUGCAACAGAAUCGUCGAUUCACGAUGCAGAAUCCCUUGGUGCAACUGCAAACAUUUCAUUUAGUGAAACUGAUUCGAUUUCAGAGCUUGAAGCGGAGGCAAUGGAAUCAAACAAGGAGACUGAUGUUGUUGCAAAUCCUAAGGUAUCGAUUUCACAAUUGGAACCUAGCCUUAGCGUUAGGAUUUGCAGUGAGUCAUUGGAUAUUAGGAAGGAUGUACCAUCUGUGUUGUUGGCAGAA